UUUCCCGAGGUUCUUAGCGCUUCAGUGGCGCCGACGGGAGCUGGAAGGCAGGCAAGAUGGCGGACGUACUGGACCUUCACGAGGCUGGGGGCGAGGAUUUCGCCAUGGAUGAGGAUGGGGACGAGAGCAUCCACAAACUGAAAGAAAAGGCGAAGAAACGGAAGGGCCGCGGCUUUGGCUCGGAAGAGGGGUCCCGGGCGCGUAUGCGCGAGGAUUACGACAGCGUGGAACAGGAUGGAGAUGAACCCGGACCGCAGCGCUCUGUUGAAGGCUGGAUUCUCUUUGUCACUGGAGUACAUGAAGAAGCCACUGAAGAAGACAUCCACGACAAAUUCGCCGAAUAUGGGGAAAUAAAAAAUAUCCACCUCAACUUGGACAGGCGGACAGGAUACCUAAAGGGGUAUACUCUAGUUGAGUAUGAAACAUACAAAGAGGCCCAGGCUGCCAUGGAGGGACUCAAUGGCCAGGAUUUGAUGGGACAGCCAAUCAGCGUGGACUGGUGUUUUGUUCGGGGUCCACCCAAGGGCAAGAGGAGAGGUGGCCGGAGACGGAGCAGGAGUCCAGACCGGAGACGACGCUGAUAAGUUCUCUGUUCAAGUGGUCUUGAAGAUUGCAUUUGAACAUUCAGCCUUGGAGAUACAGGGCUGGGGCAGGACUGGGCUGUGUUUAUAUUUAAUCUCUUACUCUUGAUGCUUAGUGUUUCUUUUGGGUUAUGAAUAAAUGUUGCAUUUUUGUUUUCUA
Messenger RNA from Dipodomys spectabilis (banner-tailed kangaroo rat), 741 nucleotides. It is a transcript of the gene Rbm8a, whose product is annotated as RNA binding motif protein 8A. Gene Ontology annotation, biological process: RNA splicing. The record is from RefSeq and is a predicted model, not a curated record. NCBI's taxonomy places the organism in Eukaryota, Metazoa, Chordata, Mammalia, Rodentia, Heteromyidae. Bases 57 to 581 code for a protein of 174 amino acids. Gene Ontology annotation, cellular component: cytoplasm; exon-exon junction complex; nucleus. The transcript has 6 exons. Gene Ontology annotation, molecular function: mRNA binding.